Molecule: messenger RNA, 1382 nt
Organism: Sorghum bicolor (sorghum)
Lineage: Eukaryota; Viridiplantae; Streptophyta; Magnoliopsida; Poales; Poaceae
Product: aquaporin TIP4-2
Exons: 3
Coding region: 20-964 (314 amino acids)
Biological process (GO): transmembrane transport; water transport
Cellular component (GO): membrane
Molecular function (GO): water channel activity
Source: RefSeq, a predicted model, not a curated record
CGCCACUCGGCCGGAGCCCAUGUCCCACCCUCCUCCUCCUCCUGUUGAUCAAAAUAUCUCGCUGCGCUUUUGCGAGUCCUUUUCCCUCCAAGGAACAGAAACACCCGGCGCUUUUACCCCACCCGCACCCGCUUUCCCCUCCCGGCCAAGAACAGGAGCAACAACAAGGCUCCUCCUCGAGACAUUCCAUUCAUCCAUGGCGAAGCUCGUGAACAAGCUGGUCGAUUCGUUCGAGGAGCAAGACACCCCGGACGUCGGCUGCGUGCGCGCCGUGCUGGCCGAGCUCGUCCUCACCUUCCUCUUCGUCUUCACCGGCGUCUCCGCCGCCAUGGCCGCCGGGUCCGGCGUGAAGCCCGGCGAGGCUAUGCCGAUGGCGACGCUGGCGGCGGUGGCAAUCGCGCACGCGCUGGCAGCCGGCGUACUGGUGACGGCCGGGUUCCACGUCUCCGGCGGCCACCUCAACCCCGCCGUGACGGUGGGGCUCAUGGUGCGCGGCCACAUCACCAAGCUCCGGGCGGUGCUCUACGUCGCCGCGCAGGUGCUGGCGUCCUCCCUCGCCUGCAUCCUGCUCCGCUACCUCAGCGGCGGCAUGGUGACCCCGGUGCACGCCCUUGGCGCGGGCAUCAGCCCGAUGCAGGGCCUGGUGAUGGAGGUGAUCCUCACCUUCUCCCUGCUCUUCGUCACCUACGCCAUGAUCCUGGACCCACGGAGCCAGGUCCGCACCAUCGGCCCGCUGCUGACCGGCCUCAUCGUUGGUGCCAACAGCCUCGCCGGUGGCAACUUCAGCGGCGCGUCCAUGAACCCGGCACGGUCCUUCGGGCCAGCCCUGGCCAGCGGGGUCUGGACAAACCACUGGAUCUACUGGAUCGGCCCGCUGCUUGGCGGGCCCCUGGCCGGGUUCAUCUACGAGUCUUUGUUCAUUGUGAACAAGACGCACGAGCCGCUGCUCAAUGGAGACAUCUGACGAACCAUCGGCCUGCCCUGUGGCUGUGGGCAGGGCAGUCAGCAUGGUUGGUUCAUGCUUGUUUCUGUAAAAUAGUUCAUUGUCUACAAGCAUGAUGGAUACAUAUAUUGGUCAAGGUAAUUAGAGAGGGUUGCUGUAAAAUAGUUACCCUGGUAUAGGAUUGUUGGAUGUAGAAAUUGUUGAUGGGCUUUGUAUUUUUUUCCCCCUUUUCAUGCCAAGGAAUUCUUUUUUUUUUAGAGGGCGGGGUUCUGUCAAGGAUUUGUUAAGGCUAUUAGUAGUUAGCCAUGUAGUAGAAAACUAGAGAAUGGUAUACGUGGGAGUGGGACCUGAAGUUUUUUCAGGUACACUGUAGUACUAUUGUAAUUUUGUCUUGAAGAUGGAAUUGGAUGUACAGAGUAAAAACUUCUCUUUUUUGGAA